AGAAGAAGAAGACCGCAAAGCGUUAAUCUGGCCCUCAGUGUAAAUCCUCUCGUCGGAUGUUGACUCUCAUCAUCGUCAAACAACUUCAGUCACUCCGCGGUGGGCAGACUGCGUUUCUCACAUAACCAGAGUAAAAGUCCACAGGAGAGUUGUGAGGACAACUGUGUCCAACCCCUUUCCCUGCACAGACAUCGGGCCAGUAUGUCCAGUGAUCCUCCUCCUCCGUACCCUGGAGGCCCCAGUGCCCCACUCAUUGAGGAGAAGAAUGGACAACCAGUAACGGCUCCUAUAAGACAUCCUCCUAUACAGGGACAGCCCUUGCCUCCAGACUAUGGUCCUCCACCCUACGAGGGCCCGCACCCAGGCUUCCUUCCCCCACAUGUUCCUGGAGAAGGGCCCAUGCCUAUGCCAAUGCCUCUACCACAAGGUGGCCCCUACCCACCUCCGCCCGGUCACUUUCCGCACCCGAUGCCAGGACAGAUGGGCCCUGGUCCCAGUCACUUUGUCCACAUGGGAGGUCACACAGCGACCGUCCUGGCUCCUCCAGGAGCAGCCACCACUGUGACCGUACUGCAGGGGGAAAUGUUCCAGACCUCACCGGUGCAGACGGUGUGUCCGCACUGUCAGCAGGCAAUCAUCACCCGCAUCUCCCACGAUGUCGGACUCAUGAACACACUCUUCUGCCUCUUCUGCUUCUUUGUAGGGUGUGACCUCGGCUGCUGCUUGAUUCCCUGUCUGAUUGAUGACCUCAAGGAUGUGACACACACCUGCCCUUACUGUAAGGGCUACAUUUACACAUACAAGCGUAUAUGCUAACCACCGACAGCUGUAUGCUAGAGACAUGUACAUGCACACACAUAAACUCAAAGCUCCUCCUGCUGGUAGUGACAGGCUUUUCCCCCCAUUUUUGCAAAGUGCUGUGUCGCCCUCUUAAAUUGUAAGUGCAGUUUUCUCAUUAGUUCACAGAACAUUUACUGUAUAUAUCUUUAUGGAUAAUUCUUUCCUGAAUAAAAAUGCAUUGAAAUGUAAAAAUCACCGAACUACAGAAGAUGAAGGGCACUUAAACAUCCACAGAGAUGGAUAGAUUGCCGGUGCGUCUGAUCCUGUAUGGAAAUUCGGAGUAAAGGCUUGUGAUGUUACGCAUGUUAAUGGAAAAAAAAACUCUGGAUAGACAGUCUCAGUUAGAGAAAACUGUUAAAAAUGGUCACUUUAUUUGAAUUCAUCUGUGAAUCUUGCUGGGAAGCAAGCGUAUUGAAGUCAAACAUGCUGGGUAAGCUGUCUUGUUUUUUUUCAUAUUUAUUUUAGAUAUUUUAUCCACUAUUUUAACAAUAUUGAGAACUGUGAAUUUUUCUUUUUGUCCGUCUGAUCAUUAUGUUUCAACAGACCCAGUUUUUCCUUUUACCUCUAUCCUAUUUUGAAUGUGAGCAAAUUAACGAACCAUUUUCAGCUUGAUAAACUGAUGUAUUUGCUUGUUUGGGAAUGCCCAAGAUUGAUGUUCCUUGCUAUAUUUAUUAAUCCUCUGGGCUUCAGUCAGUAGUCACAAAAUGCUCCGUGAUUUAUGGUUCUGCCCUCUGUCCAUGAUGUAAUUAAUUUUUAAAUAAAACCAAGGUUUGCACUUUAAGUUGGAAUUAAGUUCCUCCUCUGAUGCUAAUAAUAAAACGAUCAACCUGAGCUUUCAUUAGUCUUUGAGAUUUGAGCACUUAGUGUCAUCUCAUUAGUAAAAACAUGUUGAAUUCAAAUAGACUUCAAAGUUUUACUGUAACUGAUGGAGACACAAAGAAUUACAUCUUGUGUCCAAAAGUAUGUUGGCAAACAAAUGACCGUGGUGGCACCAUCAUCAUCACAUAGCAUUGUUUAGCCUGUAACCCUCCCAAUGUGGCAUCUGCCCUUUAAGAUUACCCACAUUGCUCAGAUGCAUGUUAGUUAAUAAAUACAGAUGUCUUUUGACUAAAUAGUGACCUCUCUGCUAGGAAUACGCUUCAGAUAAAUGAUUGUAUCAGACAUCUUGCAAAAUGUGAUUCCAUAGAGAUUACUAACAAUUUAACAACCAUUGUAUGCCCACCACAGCAUGCCCAAUCUGCCAUUCACCUUCACUCACAAAGUGCAGUUUGUCUGCAUGAGCCACACAUCAAAAACAAACAAUUCUCACUGGCUAAUUCCUUGACUCUAUAUGCAUUUGAUUUUUCUCCGUGAGGCUAGCUAAGCUGUGCAAGAAAGUGAAUUUUGAGUUGAAGGAUUGCAUUAAACUUUUAAUACGAAGUACUGUAUGCCAUUGUUGUGGAUAAUGCUGGUCUGCAUUGCUCUCUAAAUGUCUGUGAUAUGUAUAACUAUGUAAGUCAAAAAUUUGUUUGACUGUUGUAUACAGGUACUAUUUUAUCAAUAAAAAUCAGAACAUGA
Molecule: messenger RNA, 2397 nt
Organism: Centropristis striata (black sea bass)
Lineage: Eukaryota; Metazoa; Chordata; Actinopteri; Perciformes; Serranidae
Gene: cdip1
Product: cell death-inducing p53 target 1
Exons: 5
Coding region: 202-816 (204 amino acids)
Biological process (GO): intrinsic apoptotic signaling pathway in response to DNA damage by p53 class mediator; tumor necrosis factor-mediated signaling pathway
Molecular function (GO): zinc ion binding
Source: RefSeq, a predicted model, not a curated record